Molecule: messenger RNA, 2892 nt
Organism: Alternaria ventricosa
Lineage: Eukaryota; Fungi; Ascomycota; Dothideomycetes; Pleosporales; Pleosporaceae
Exons: 7
Coding region: 1-2892 (963 amino acids)
Biological process (GO): positive regulation of kinase activity; phosphatidylinositol biosynthetic process
Cellular component (GO): fungal-type vacuole membrane; PAS complex; endosome membrane
Source: RefSeq, a predicted model, not a curated record
AUGGACGUCAAUAUCACUAAAGCCCUCAACGACAAGCUCUACGACAAGCGCAAGAGCGGCGCGCUCGAGCUCGAAGGCCUCAUUCGCGACGCCCUCGCCGCCCAGGACCACGACAGGAUAGCCCGCAUCGUGCGCCAGCUGUGCCAGGAGUACGCCUAUGCCGUCCACCAGCCCCACGCCCGCAACGGCGGCCUGAUAGGGCUGGCCGCGGCUUCGAUAGCCCUGGGCCCGGAAGUCGCCCGCUAUCUCGAAGAAAUCGUCCCCCCGGUCCUCGCGUGCUUCAGCGACCAAGAUGCCCGCGUUAGGUACUACGCGUGCGAGAGCAUGUACAACAUCGCAAAGGUCGCCAAGGGCGAGAUACUCGUCUACUUUAACCAGGUCUUCGAUGCCCUGUGCAAGAUGGCUGCAGAUUCGGAGCUCUCAGUCAAGAACGGCGCAGAGCUGCUCGACCGCCUGAUCAAGGACAUCGUCUCCGAGUCGGCUGCCAGCUACGUAUCCGUCCUACACGACACGCCCGACCAGGAAGACCCCGAAGACGAACCUCACCCAUUCGCUUUCAAUCUCGAACGAUUCCUGCCACUCCUCGAAGAACGCAUCUAUGUCCUUAAUCCGUUCACACGUUCCUUCCUGGUGGCAUGGAUCACGCUGCUCGACUCUAUACCUGAUCUCGAACUCAUCGCCCACCUGCCGCGGUUCCUCGGCGGUCUCUUCAGAUUCCUGAGCGACACCAACCAGGAUGUAUACACCAUGACGCAGGCGGCAUUGGACAGAUUCCUAAGUGAGAUCAAGAAGAUCGCGCGCAUCAAGAAGGGCAUAGCGGAAAGCAAGAGGAGCAACAGCAAGGACGAUCGCAGGAACUCUACGGGUAGCAUCCAUAGUGGUAGCGAAGCGACAGACAGCACCCCUCUCGAGCUGGACGAUUCCAUCAACGACAAGGGCGAGGCAAGCGGAGAGAGCGGCUCCAUCUCUGGCGACAGCGGAAAGUCUGUCAACGGCGACGGAAACUGGAUACCUGGCCAGGAUGUGCACGUUGACCAUCCCAAGAUCCUUGAGAUUCUAGUCGACUUCCUGGUGCCCCCAUCAGGCACAGAAGAAGAGCAAACCGAGAUACUGCUCACGGCACUCCGCUGGAUAGACAACUUCUUCGACAUUUGCCCAGAGGACAUCAUGCCGUUUGUUCCCAGUCUCUUGUCGCACGUGCUGCCACGCAUGUCGCACGACGUCGACACCGUUCGCAAAGCUGCAGUCAAGGUCAACGCCUCGUUGAUGGACUAUAUACUGUCAUUAUCUGACGAUAACCGCCCCCGCGAUGGUGCUGCAGGUGGACAGAUUCAGCUACCGCCUUCCCUAUCUGAGCUAGGUAAAGAGCUCACCGGCACGCAGCGGCGCGAUUCUAAUCUAUCUGGCCGAUUGCUCAAGGCAGUCAUCCGCGAUCAAGCAAACAAGGCUGAAUCGCCAGAUGGCAAGGGUACACGAUCGCCCACACCAGCAGAGGAGCGAGGCCCAUCCCCGCGUCCAAUACCAGAGCUGGACUACCAAGCGGCUGUCAGCGCUUUGACACUGCAGUUCUUGAAUGAACACGAAGCCACUCGCGUUGCGGCCAUAGCAUGGCUGAUAAUGCUCCAUAGAAUGGCACCUGGCAGGAUACUGACAGUGGACGACGGCACAUUCCCUGCAUUGCUAAAGACGCUUUCAGACCCUUCAGAUGCGGUCGUUACGCGCGACCUGCUGCUUCUAUCCCAGAUCUCACUGCACAGCGAUGAUACCUACUUCACUUCAUUCAUGGUUAAUCUCCUGAAGCUGUUCUGUACAGACCGCCGACUUCUCGAAACUCGAGGUAACCUCAUUAUCAGACAGCUCUGCAUAACACUAAGCGCUGAGCGCAUAUACCGCACCAUGGCUGAUUGCCUUGCGAAGGACGAGGAUGUCGAGUUUGCCAGUAUCAUGGUCCAAAACCUCAACAACAAUCUCAUCACAGCACCAGAGCUUGCAGAUCUACGAAGACGGCUCAGGAACCUCGACAACAAGGAUGGCCAAUCGUUCUUCGUCAUUCUGUUUAAGGCGUGGUGUAACAACGCUGUCGCUACCUUCUCACUGUGUCUUCUUGCUCAAGCGUAUGAGCAAGCAUACCAUCUGCUUCAAGUUUUUGCGGACCUUGAGAUGACCGUGAACAUGCUCAUCCAGAUCGACAAGCUAGUUCAGCUACUCGAAUCUCCCGUUUUCACCUACCUGCGCAUGCAGCUCCUUGAGCCAGAGCGAUACCCGCACCUUUACAAGUGCAUGUACGGCCUGCUCAUGCUGCUGCCUCAAUCGUCAGCGUUUGCGGCGCUCAAAAACCGUCUGAACAGCGUCUCGGCCAUUGGCUACCUGCACAUUGCGCCGCAACGCAGCAGCUCGACGUAUGUGCACCCUUCCUCUUCCUCCCCUACCCUAAACCACUUGCGGCAAAAAAGCUCAGAAGUUGGCUCGAACAGCAGUGCUAGCAGCGGCAUUCCAUCCUCUGCAGGAUCCAAUGUGUCGACGUUCGAACGUCCUGGCCGCUUGAAACCAAGGGACGGUUUGGGUGGCCCCGAGGCUGGUGGGACCGUCAAGUGGUCAGAGCUGCUCGACAGGUUCAAGCAAACGCAGGAGAAGGCGAGACGCACGCAGCGAAUGGCGAGUAUGGGUGAAGAGGAAGAGAUGCAGGAGAAGAUGGGACCCAGGGCACCUACGCCAAGUGCACCUCCCAAGAGCGUUGCUGGGUUGAGGCCUGGCAGUCCGGCGAACGCGAUGCGACCCCCUCCCCAACCUGCGCCACCGGGUCCAGUGCAGGGCCAUAAGCCAAGGUCCAGUCUGAGCAACCUGGGACGAUUUGCUGGGGGUGUAGCCGGACGAAGGAAGGACAAGAAGUAA